CACCGAAUACUCCUCGGAAGAAGGGUUUCAUUUUGCAAUAUGUCUUGAGGAAAGAGUACGAUUUGAACUUCUUUACAUAUCCUCGUUUGGAACCAUCCUGAUCACCGAGCCUAAGACUGUCUACCUUGUUGAUUGUACAGAGUACGUCUAAGUACGUCUACGGUGUACAGUGUACAGUAUAGUGUACGUCUACAGUAUAUGAACAGUAUCAUGGCAGAAUAUGAUGAAGGAUCGCCUCUCAUUUCGCCCCGGGUGAUUAACGACGAACGCCCCGUUCGGGAGCGCGUUGUCCGACACCCCGAGUCCAUGAGCGGGUUGUAUCUGUUUCUCCUGACGGUGGGGAUAGGAGGGUACGAGAGAAUGGCUUUCGUCAAUAAUCAAUCUACUUCCUACUUGCUAACUGGUCUAGAUUACAGAUUGUCUGGUCGGUGGAGUUGUCGAAUGGGUCGGUAAGGACACUCCUCACUUAUACUCACUCACUCCUCACUCCUCACUUAUACUCGUUUAGCCAUAUCUACUUUCUCUCGGAAUGAGUAAAUCCCUGUUGGCUUUCGUUUGGAUCGCGGGCCCCCUUACUGGAACCCUGGUGCAGCC
Messenger RNA from Penicilliopsis zonata CBS 506.65, 594 nucleotides. RefSeq lists its product as hypothetical. Lineage: Eukaryota; Fungi; Ascomycota; Eurotiomycetes; Eurotiales; Aspergillaceae. The coding region runs from base 211 to 453 and encodes 80 amino acids. The transcript has a single exon. The record is from RefSeq and is a predicted model, not a curated record.